This is a messenger RNA of Lotus japonicus, 1166 nucleotides long. Its product is annotated as extensin-3-like. The transcript has 2 exons. Bases 52 to 891 code for a protein of 279 amino acids. The record is from RefSeq and is a predicted model, not a curated record. NCBI's taxonomy places the organism in Eukaryota, Viridiplantae, Streptophyta, Magnoliopsida, Fabales, Fabaceae.
UUCUUAGAAUCAGAACCAAAUAUCCAUUUUGAAGUAGACAAGUGAGGGAAAAUGGGGUUUCUAAUGGCUUCCUUUUCAAUCGCUCUUGCAUUGUCCAUAAUGUUAUUCAGUUUCCCAUCUGAAAUUUCAGCAAACUCUACUCCAACUCCACCCAGGAAACUUCAAUCCUACACCUCUCCACCAGUAUCAUCACCAGUUCAGUCACCACUUCCACCCAAUGAUCCUUACCCUUAUCCAUCUUCACCACCUCCCCACCAAGUGUACCCCUCUGCACCACCACCAGUUCACUCACCACCUCCACCCAAAGCUCCUUACCAUUACCCAUCUCCACCACCUCGUCACUCUCCUCCACCACCAGUUAGAAGGUGCCCUCCCAAGCCUGUACAUCACUCUCCUCCACCACCGGUUCACACUUCCCCUCCCCAUAUGCCUCGCCCAAUUCACCAUUCUCCUCCACCACCAGUUCACCCUUCCCCUCCCCAUAUGCCUCCCCCAAUUCACCAUUCUCCUCCACCACCAGUUCACCCUUCCCCUCCCCAUAUUCCUCCCCCAAUUCAGCAUUCUCCCCCACCACCAGUUUACCCUUCCCUUCCCCAUAUUCCCCCCCCAAUUCAGCAUUCUCCUCCUCCACCAAUUCAAACUUACCCUCCCCAAAUUCCUAAUCCAAUUUCCCAUUCUCCUCCUCCACCAGGCCAAACUUACCCUCCAUACAUUCCUAACCCAAUUUUCCUUUCUCCUCCUCCACCAUUUCCAAUUUCCCAUUCUCCUCCUCCACCAGUUCAAACUUACCCUCCAAACAUUCCUAUCCCAAUUGACCAUUCUCCUCCACCAGUUCCCAUUAACCAUGCCCCACCUCCUCCACCAUAUCACCAUACCGGAUCUAAUAAGUAGAGAGCGUGAAAGCAGAGAAAGCUAUGGACGGAAGAGCACAUCAUGAGAAACAUACAUAGAAGAGAAACGAAAACUUUUCACUUGUUUCAUUUACUUAUAUUGUGUUUUUAUUGUACUCGACAGUUGUGAGGUACUAUUGUGCCCUCGAUGUAUUUGCAGAGUUGCAGUUGCUUGCAUGCACUGUAACUUUCAAAGGGAUCUAUCUGUAAUUCUGUUUGCAUAUCUAGUUGACGAACCAAUUAAUAUUUAAAAUAAAUAUAUAUCCCCUUUGUCAA